Messenger RNA from Scatophagus argus, 2432 nucleotides. It is a transcript of the gene tnfsf11, whose product is annotated as TNF superfamily member 11. The record is from RefSeq and is a predicted model, not a curated record. The coding region runs from base 209 to 1012 and encodes 267 amino acids. NCBI's taxonomy places the organism in Eukaryota, Metazoa, Chordata, Actinopteri, Scatophagidae. Gene Ontology annotation, biological process: immune response. The transcript has 4 exons. Gene Ontology annotation, molecular function: tumor necrosis factor receptor binding. Gene Ontology annotation, cellular component: membrane.
GGUCUGUUUUGUUGCCAGCCUUGUUUCGGCCUUUGCCGUCUGCCUUUCUGAGGACCGUAGGAUCCCUCUGAUUGGCUGCAGAGGGAAAGGAGCUCCGUCAGCCCACCCACCGCUGAUUAUAGGGACUAUUGCACACUGUGAGUUUCCUUCCCUGCAUUGAGUCUAGGAUCUGGCCCUGGGGCUGAACAACACACGCAGAGCACACAUCAUGGCAGCUACCCACAGCGAGUACAGAGGCUACCUGAGGAACACCGUCGACAUCGAGGCAGGGCAGCACCGCUUCCACCCGGUGCCGAGCUCGGAGCCCACCUAUCGCCCGCUGCUGUUCGGGACCCUUGCUGUGAUGGGAUUGCUUCAAGUGGCUUCCAGCGUGGCGAUCUUGUUACACCUGACAGGCUAUCUGCAAGAGGUAGAUUUGUCCACAGCCCCACAUCGGCCCAUAGAGGAGGUACAGACAGAGCCAGUGCUGAACGCAUUAAGAGACACAAGGAAAAACAAACGGUGCAAAGCUCCGAAAGAAAGCCUACCAUCGGCUCAUCUACCAAUCAGAGCGCAUCAAGAGUAUUCAAAGAAGGGUGAGCCCAAGGCCAUCACCAUUGACUGGGAUGAGGUGCAUGGAUACCGCCACAGAAUGGGCUACCAGAAGGGGAAACUGCUGGUGAUGGAGUCAGGUUUCUACUAUGUUUACGCCAAGACCUGCUUCCGCUAUUACAAGUACAUACCAGAAGACAGCAGUCAGAUCGGCGUCCCACUGGUGGAUGUUAGCAACACCCAGCUCAUCCAGUAUGUCUACCAUGAGAGCAUCAAACAGAAUAGCAAGGCUGUAGUGCUAAUGAAAACGGGCAGCACCAUGCGCUGGAACAACACGAGCUAUAACAUGUAUUGUGCACAGCAGGGCAGAGGGGUCCGGCUGGAUGUGGGAGAUGCUUUGUUUGUCAAUGUGUCCAAUGCGUGGAUGCUGGACCCAGAGGGCGAAGGGACGUAUUUUGGGGCCAUAAAGUUGGGUAACUGAAUUUUAUACACGUGAGAAGACAUGCUACUGAACAUAAGCCAAAGAACCACUGUUAGUGAUUUAUAAUGUUUAUUUGUCAAAAAAGUGUCUUUUUUUUAGUACAUGUUUUUUUUUUGUUUGUUUUUUUUAACAUUGCUCUUUGCCAAAUAGCCUCGGAGUCCCCUUCCCCAAAAAUGAGACACAACUCUCACCUUCACACAAAAUUGCACUGGACUUUUUUUUUUUUUCUUUUUCUUUUUUUUUUUAGACUUUUUUAAGUAUUGCGGUUUGUAUUGGGAUAUUUCAAUACAUUUCAUUUCAGAUUACAACAUUUAGAUUUAAGUGUAGACAUGUGUUUUUAUGCACUAAUUAAACAAACCACGAGGGAUAAAAUAAGGAAGUACGUUUGUUGGCAGGAGGUGCAGCAAGAAAGGAUUUAUUAAUGUUGAUUGUUGGAAAAUGUUGAAAAACAACAUUGUAGUUGAUAGAGCAUCUGCUUGUACUCUGCAGAUUAUCACAGAAUAAAAAUAACAAAACUUCCUGGUCUGUCUGUGACCUACAGCAGUGAAUGCUAAAUAUGUUUUCCUGAAAGGUUUUGUAAGUGUGCACAAGGCAAUCAGUGAGGUAUCCCAGUAAGUCAGCAGUUUUGAUCAUGCUUUAUGUCACCCUCAGAAUCUUUAAGACACCAAAGAAACUUAAUACCAUGAAAAAUUCACUUUGACAUUAUUUUCUAAGCAACAAAAUCAGUUUAAAAAGAAGUUCAUGUGUGUCCUCUGAAAACUCAUUCAUUAACCCAUAUUUUGUCUUAUUGAAGUCUAAUGGCCUGCGACAUGGAGGGCAAUUACACAACAAUGUCAUUUUAAACGAGGUUAUUUUAAGGAGAGAAUGACAUCUGUUGUUACGUUAAUAUCAAUCAACAAGUGAUGCAGAUAGCUGGACUGUCUGACCAUAAAGGACAUGAAUAAACCUCUUCUCUUCUUUAACUAGAGGAACCAAAUUGAGUUUGGUUCAUCUUUAACUUAAAUUUUGUUUUUCAUUUGGCUCUUCAGUGAGGUAAAUGGGAAUAUGCACUAAAUAUUUAUUUAUUAGCUAUAGAAGUACAGAGACAGGUCAUUGUUAAAAUGACCUUUCAGCUGUAAAAAUCAUUUAUAUUUUAUGUCUGUAUGACAUUCAUUAUGCAGCACUUAGAGGAAAUAGUAGACACGCUUUUUGUUAUUAAAACACAGGGGCUUCAUUUUAAAUUCCAUAUUUAUGUAUCUUGAUUUUGACAAUUCUGUGUGCACUUGCUUAGCCAAAAGCAAUAUGGAUAUAUUGUUUCUUCUCCAAGAUUUCCAAGAUUGUAGCAUAUCUGUAAGUUUUUCAUCUGAUUUGAUAGUUUUUUUUUUCGCCAUUCAUUGUUCUUUUUAUUUAUGUAUGUUUUAAUAAAAAACUACUUUUGUAA